CGAGAGAGUCUCAUAUUGGAACGACCGAGUAAAGAACUUUUAUUUUCAACGAUACUGGUCGAUUGGUACUCACUCGUGCUUUUCUCACUUAUUACAUUUCUGUUUUUUAUUUGAAACAUUUCGAGAGUCUUCAUUCGAAAUAAAUAACCGAGAGAUUCUUAAAUAAAGAAAGAUUUUUCUAUCAAAAAAAAAAAAAAAAAAAAAACAGAGAGCUAAGGAAGUAUAAUUCAUUGACGAGUACACUGGUUGAUAGAAUUUUUCUAGUGAUUUAAUAUUCUACUUUUGAAUUGUGUAUUUCGUUGAUUUUGACACUUUUUUGAAGAAGAGGCAGAUGAAGUAGAAGAAGUGACGAUUUUGGAGAACCAGAAGUAACCAAGUAUCGAUAAUCGUGAUUUAUUUUGUUGAUUCCGUGCAUGGAACGAUGGAGCACAACUCUCAGACGGUGAGGGAAGCCGUCGUGGAGGAUGUAAGUCUCGAAACUGAAGGAGGUAGUCUAACGAUAAAAGACGAGAUGGUUAAUCAAGGAAUUCUUCAACAACAACGAAAACAACAGCAGGAGAUUGGGUUUAUUGUCAAACAGGAAGGCGGGGAUGAUGUGGGCGUGCUAGAGGCGGGUCACUCAGAAAUCGAAAAUGGCGUCAUGCUAGAACCAACCGGAACAGAAGUGAUCGCCUUGAGUGUUUCUACCAGUCAUCAGGAUGAUCGGAAUUCUAAUUAUACCCUUCAUCAACUUAGUAAUCAAGAAGAUCAUAUUAUUUAUGAAAGAGGCUAUUUAGAAGAGGGUUCGCCACGAUUUGGGGGCGGUGACAUUGAAGAGAAGGAGGAGCAGGAACAACAGCAACGAGUCGCUCACUCCCACCACCAACGUCACCACCACCACCACCACCACCAUCACCUCCACCAACAUCAACAGGCGCAAGAGCAGCAGCAACAGCAAACACAGUACGUUCAGCUCGGGCAAAGCGAAGUCCCGGUUCCUGAAGGAGGGGAUAGCCGGCAUUCAACGGAGGUCUCCGUCCCUAGUGAAGGAACUCGUACUGCCAGUCACAUGCCUCACUCCACGAUGCAUCGUUACGGUGGAGAAACGCUUUCACCGAGUGCUACGGAUCAUCCCCAUCAUCAACAACAUCAUCAUCAUCAUCAUCAUCAUCAUCAUCAACAACAGCAACAACAACAACAGCAGCAGCAGCAACAGCAGCAGCAGCAGCAACAACAGCACCAUCAUCAGUUAUCCGAAAUUCAUCAGCAACAACAACAACAACAACAACAACAACACGGUUCUCAUCGUCAUUUGGAAGAUCAACAACAACACCAUCAGGAAAACGAGGAAGAAGUUGAUAGAGUCGGUGGUAUUUCGAGAAGUGCGCGUGGGGAUUUUAGUCUGGGUGUGCUUUUUCCAAAUCUCGGCUCUAACGGUACUGGUGCCAAUAAUGGAAAUGGUAACGCUACGUCUCAUCAUCUUCAUCAGCAACAACAGCAACAACAGCAACAUCACCAUCACGCGGGUGCUCAUCAUAUGGAAGAUGUACUACCGAACGAUCCUUAUCUUCAACAUCAAAUUCGUACAGGAGGCGGUGUAACGAGUGCGAGUGGUGGGGUCACCGAUGGCAAUUCGCCGCCGAUUAGAACGAGAGGCUCGCCAGGUUCCAGUCGUAGUCCACACGAGGAUCAUCUUUCUUCGCCACAUCGACACUCCUCGUCUGAUGGACCUAGUGCCUUCAGUCCGGCUGAUCAAGGAAGACUACAAUCCUUCACGCAUCUUACUGCAAUGCAGCCUCCCACCUCUGUACAAGCUAAUCACGGUAAUCUUCAGGAUACCGAUCGUGUUACUGAUCAACUUUACAUGGAUUCUCUGUACAGUCAUCACACAACUCCUACUGGACAUCAUCAUCAAGAACACGAUCAUGGAUCAUCAACGCCACAUUCACCGGGUGGUAGCCUAUCAAGUUCGUCGUUGUAUCGUACGAUGGCUGGCGUAGGGACGAUUGGUGGUGCUGGUACAGGAACCCCCAGUUACAAUUUGUCAUACAUAACGAAUAGUCCAACGGAACUUUCGACUUCUCCACAAUUGUGGAACGCUCAAGUAACAGGACUUAGUACAACUUUGCCAUCGCUCGGAGAAGAUUAUGGUAGCAGCAAAUCUUCUCCAGCGGUGACUCAUCAAGCUUUACCUGCUUUCUCGCAGCCUUUUGGAGGAAGAUCGAGUUUUCGUGGAUAUUCGCCGCCAUAUUCGUCUCAACAAACGACUACGGGAAAUAAUACGGGGAAUGUUGGUGGUGGUGACGCGACAACCUGGACGUAUGUCUCGCCAUCCAACGAUGUUUCUCUGACGUCUCAAUACGGCGCACCCUCGAGAAGACAAACUGCCAAUCCCCUAACGACGACCACGCAUAAUCAACUCAGUGCUGCGGCCAGCCUCACUGCGAUGCACAACAUCGAGGCGGAGUACUUUACGGAGGGUCGCGAGUGCGUGAACUGUGGGGCAAUUUCCACACCCUUAUGGCGAAGGGACGGUACCGGACACUACCUCUGCAACGCAUGCGGUCUCUACCACAAGAUGAACGGAAUGAAUCGACCUCUGGUGAAACAACCACGUCGUCUGUCAGCUUCAAGGCGCGUAGGGCUCUCUUGUAGUAAUUGUCAAACGACUAUGACGUCAUUGUGGCGACGAAAUUCCCUGGGCGAGCCAGUUUGCAAUGCUUGUGGUCUCUACUACAAACUGCAUGGUAUCAAUAGGCCGAUAACGAUGAAGAAGGAUAGCAUUCAGACUCGUAAGCGUAAACCCAAAGGUGGCAUGAAGUCCUCCGAUACUCCAAUUACUAUCAAACGUGGGAUAUGUUCGAGCAACGACUUAAAGCAAGAACCAACAGACAACUUUGAUUUAAGGAUGGUCCACUCAGUGAUUCCUCAAGUGACAUAUGCCAAUGCUCUUUAUAGUGGUACUCCACAAUCUGGCAAUCGUUUGGUCUCUUAUCGCUCAGCAACACCUAGCGGUCUCUACUACGAAAUGAUUAAUUCUCAACAGCAGCAACAACAGCAACAACAGCAUCAGCAGCUCAUAGAAACUCAUUCGCCGAAAGUCGAGUGUCCCUCACCACCUUGUGCAACUCAUUCACCAGGAAUGAUGUCAGCAGGACAUUCACCCGAUCAUCAUCAACUUACCUCACCUCAUAUUGUCACUCUUGGCAAUUCCUCCCCCAGUUCAGCAGGUAGUAAGAUCAUGUUGGACAAUGGGCACCUCGAGAGAGCCACCGUUGUUUCGAUAUCCUCUUAAAAAUCUCAUAUUAUUGAUAAGAUUAUUGAAUACAAAUCUCAAUUUAUGGGGCUCAUUACAAAAAUGACAAGCUCGAUUUCGUAGACAUCCAAAUGAGUUGUUAUUUAUCGUAAAUAAUUUUAAAUUUGACUCUAAUAGUUCCGUUACUGAUUUUUCCGAUUAUUUAAGUUAAACAAACAAAAACAGAACAGUUAUAAAUAGACUUUCCGAUCACUAUUGACAAAUUUGAUGAGAGUUGAUGAAAAGAAAUCAAAUCAUUAGGUUUGGGAAUAGUCAAAUUUUAAUGUGGGUUAUUCUGUUAUUUGUUUCAUUUCUUUUUUUUUAAGAAGUUAGACAAAAAAAUAUAUUUUAUAAAUACUUUUAGAGAAAAGUACGGCCAGAGAGAGCCGUACAAUGUUUCGCAAUUUUAAAAUAUUAGUUUAGAUUUCAAGUUAAAUGUUGCAACGUAAUGUUUAAUUAUAAGUUAAACUUAAGCAUCUCAGAAAUGUGUGUAUAUAAUGGUUUGGAUGGUGUUAAUUUAGGUUCUUGUAAAUAUCAUUAUAAGUCUGAAUUUGAUGUUGUUCCAAAAUAUACAUAACUUUUACUAUUAUUCAUUUUUUCGAAGUUGAGAAAAUAUUUUUGAUGACCAACUUCGGAGUAUCUACGCACAUAUUUAAAGAUUUUAUUGGAACAAAAAUAAAUUCAUGGUAAUAUUUUGUUUUUAAAAUUUCAAAUCAAAAUUACUUUCUAAGAAAUGUAAGUAUGGUGUCUUCUUUUUUGUACAUUUAUUGAAAACUAGAAAAGCGUAUAUAAAAGAAAAAAAAACAAGAAAAGAAAAGUAAAGCGAAAACAGAAAAAUAUUUAAUUAGAUUUUUUACAAAUUUUUUAAUGAAAAUAUCGAUCUCGUUUCGACUAAUCCGAUGAGAGUUCAAUAAACUUAAGCUUCGAGACGUACGAUAACGUGAAGGCGUGCAAAAGUUAUCGCUUCUUCUUUUCUUUUUCUUCUUUUUCUUGUAAACAGUAGCCAAAUAAGAGCCGAGACAUCCGUUAUAUGUAUAGGAAAUGUGUCAGAGUCAAUGUCAGAUUUUCUCCACAUUGUACUUUUAACUUGUAACUUUUUUUUUUUUUAAAUUUCCCUUUUAUUACUUUCUUUUACUAAAAACAAAAGAAUGUUUAAAAAGCAGCUAGCUUUUCAAGACAGAUAACACAAUCGACUCUGACGUCUCUUUGAACUUUGUAAAUAAUUAUAAAAAAUAUUUUUAAACGUUAAAAUUUUAUCUCUUGACUUUAUUUUUUAUUCGUAAGAUUUAAAAAUAAUUAUCUUAAGAUAUUAGAAGUAAUGUCAUCGUUAUAUAAAAACGAAGCAUAAACUUUCUCUCUUCGAUCGAUUGUUAGAGUACAAGAACCUAUCAAUAAUCUUUAUAAAUAAAAUAAUAGUUUGUAACGAUAUAGUAAAUGAUGUUUGUUAAUGUAGUGACGGGCGCACAGACAUCAUUAAAAAAUUCUAUACAUUUUACCUGACCAACAAACAUGUUAAUAUAUUUCACGUAAUAUAUUUCUCAGAGUGUUGUAUCAGGUAAUUUCAAAUAUUUUUAAAUAAAAGGGUAUA
Molecule: messenger RNA, 4862 nt
Organism: Polistes canadensis
Lineage: Eukaryota; Metazoa; Arthropoda; Insecta; Hymenoptera; Vespidae
Product: box A-binding factor-like
Exons: 8
Coding region: 422-3274 (950 amino acids)
Biological process (GO): negative regulation of transcription by RNA polymerase II; positive regulation of transcription by RNA polymerase II; cell fate commitment
Molecular function (GO): RNA polymerase II cis-regulatory region sequence-specific DNA binding; DNA-binding transcription factor activity, RNA polymerase II-specific; zinc ion binding
Source: RefSeq, a predicted model, not a curated record